UUCCCACAGGGGAGUAAUACAAUAAAGCAGCACUAUAAACUCGCAAGAUAAAACAGAAAAAAAAAGUUUUGAACUUGCUUCUAUAGUUUUUAAUUUGUCGUAUAUUUUCCAUCAAAUGCCUGCAAUUGCUGUGUGAGUCCAUUGCACUUAUUAUGCCGAGUUGCAAAGCGCUUCGAAUUUCUAUUUGCACGAUGCAUGCAGGUACAGAAUUUGUAGAGUUAGGGUUAUGUCGUGCAAAAAGAUUUGCACAAUAAGAACUUUAAACCUGAUUGUACAGUCAGUGCCUGUGCAGGUAUACUGAACAUCUGUGACAGAUAAUGAUUAAUUCAUCUUCGCUCUGAUCUACCACAGAAGAAGCGAACACCCUGUUACUCUGAGACAGGAAAACAGGUUCACAGCAAGUAAUUCUCCAGCGAAACAUACAUGUCAAGUAUGAGGGACCUUGUUUUAAUUCUGCUGCUCUGCUGUCUGACAUCAGGUAGUGAAAGCAAUCCCGUUGAUCGAUAUGGAUUAUAUGGAGAGUCUUUACGCCUGGAUGUUGAAGAAUACGACAACUUGACCUUCAAAAGGUUUCUGUGGCUUUAUGCUGAUAAGAAACGUCUAGUGGAAUAUACUCACGCAUCUGACCUGGCUGAAAAUUACAAACAAGAGAAGUUUGAGUUUGACCAGAAGAAUUUCUCCUUGCUUAUUAAGAACCUGGUGAAUACAGACAGUGGGCUGUAUGAAGCAGAAACAGUUGACUAUGAUGGAAACAUGAUUCGUGUUAUUACUUACAAUCUUACUGUCCAAGCUGCUGUCUCUAAACCUUCUAUAAACCUCACGGAAACUCCACUGGCAAACGAAACCUGCUCCAUCUCUCUGAAUUGUUCUGUGAAGGACGGGGAUGAUGUAUUUAUUCACUGGGAAGAGACUGGAAUCAAGGACACAAAGUCCAUCUCUAAUGGAAGUUUGCUGGAGUACACUCCGGCCCCCAGCGCCGGAGACAAAGAAUCCUUCACUUGCUAUGUAGAGAAUCGAGUCAGUAAGAACUCAACCACCAUUAUGAAGAACAAGCUGACAUGCAAUCGACCAAUGGAAGAUUUAGUCAACACAACAUAUGCUACAGUUGGGGAGAAUUAUGAGUCGAUAACAUCAGACUACGACGUCGUGAAUCCAGGUCGAAUGAUUCAGCCCAUAGAAGACACAACCAUCUAUUCUGCUGUCCAAAAACAAGCAUAAAAAAGCAUUCGUAAAACAGCAAUGAAUAAGAAAUAACGUAACAUGUAACAAAAAAGGGUUAGGGUUAUAGCACGCAAAAACAAAUGUUCUAGGCAUUAAGUACGAUGUAACUUUGCAUUAUAACUUUGUAAUGAUGUGUGAGCACACGUGUAUUUGCUAAGUAACUGCUAUGCAAACACACAGUCAUUAGAGACUCUUUGUUGUCCAUGUUUUAGACCUAUUUUGCAAUUUUGAAGACAUUAUUUCUCAACGUGUCCACGUUGGACGUUUCUCAAAGCAUCCUGGAGGACUUCCGCUCUCUGUGGUCUUUUUAUAGCAGUUUCUGAUAGGAGAUGAAAAGGUAACACUGCUGCUUAUUAAGAUCUAUAUUUACAGUUGCAGAUUUCAAAUCUGCAGUUUAAAAACUGAAAAACUGUUCCAAAGGUCUAAUUAAGCAAAGUUCAAUUAAUGGUCUAGUUAAUUUAUUGAGAGCCCGGUAGGAACUGAGACCAGUGAACUCCCUCAGGACCGGGUUUCAGAACCCCUGGUCCAUCCCGUCCCAUACCUUCUGCGCAAGGAUACUGCACCAAAAAUGAAAACACGGAACCAUAUUCCUUGCGGUUGAUCUUUUUUUUUUACACUGGAAAAGAGCGAGUCAGUCUGCGCAAGAAUAUUUACACAUGAAUCACUUUGAUGGUGACAAAUAAUAAAAAAAAAAAAGGUUUAUUAAAGACUGCUGUAAAAAAUAUAUACUUUUAUUAGAAAACGCAACACCAAUGUUAUUUUAAUUUAAUGUGUAUCUCAUGUUUUCUUAUUAUGUUAUUUACAAUGCAUUUGUAAAUAUCAUUAUAAUGUAGAAAUAUUGCACGUGUCUUUGUGUCAUAAUAAAGAUGUGAGUUUAUCUAAACGAGUACAGAUUAUUAUUAUUAUUUUUUUUUCAAGAUAUAUGUAAAUACCAGAAAAGGCUGUGAGUUUAGAGAUUAGGGUUAGGGGCGCGACGAGGGUGGCUGGUGGUGACGUCAGGCCAAGAAGAAGACAGACAACACCACUGCGAGUGACGCGCUGAUGCGCGAGUUUGAUUAUACAUCAAUACAAAAAUAAAAAUUUUACAAAUUCGAUAACAACCAUUUUUAACAUCUUAUUAAGCCAAGUAAUAGACAAAUUCAUAAGUCGAAACCAGUUCAUCGUUCUUGACAAACGUAUUUGUCAAUCCUGCCUGUCAUGUCCACUUUGAUCACUGAUGGGAAAUGCUCAGAGCGCUCAAACCCCGCACCCCCACAGUUUUAUCUCAGCGGAAACUGCUAGAAAAAAACACAGAAAGGGGAAGUCCUUUCUGUGUUUUCAGAAAUGAGCGCGCUGGAAAUGCUGAUGACAUUUAAAACCCAGAAGUUUAUUUAUAACUAUGCAAAGAAUGUCUCCUUUUAAAAAAAAAUACUGCAAAACAUCUCUUAGCAUUCCCACUGAGUGUCUGUAUUGCUAUUUUUAAUUAUAAGUCAGGAGGAAGGUCAGGCACCAAUCUUUGCGUCACCAAAGUGAAUCAUUCAAUUUACAACAUAGCUAAUUAAGAUUGUUAACCCUAUAAAUACCCUCUUCACUUUCCUCUCAGUU
Messenger RNA from Polyodon spathula (Mississippi paddlefish), 2805 nucleotides. RefSeq names its product CD48 antigen-like. NCBI's taxonomy places the organism in Eukaryota, Metazoa, Chordata, Actinopteri, Acipenseriformes, Polyodontidae. The record is from RefSeq and is a predicted model, not a curated record. The transcript is spliced from 5 exons. The coding region runs from base 424 to 1218 and encodes 264 amino acids.